This is a messenger RNA of Prunus armeniaca (apricot), 360 nucleotides long. NCBI's taxonomy places the organism in Eukaryota, Viridiplantae, Streptophyta, Magnoliopsida, Rosales, Rosaceae. The record is from the annotation of a GenBank genome assembly.
AUGGCUGGAGAUAAAGACAAAUAUGUGAACAAGAAGGAGUCGGCAUCGUCUUUAUCGGCACCUAAUAAACAUCCAAUUGCUACUACAAGGUUAGAGGUUGAUAAAUUCAAUGGCUCUAAUAAUUUUGGUAAGCGGCAAUGUGAAGUUAUGGAUGUGUUGUAUCAACAAGAGUUGGAUAUGGUUAUGGAGGAUAAACCUGAAGAUAUUGAUGACAAGCAAUGGACGCGAAUUAAUCUUCAUGUUUGUGCUGCUAUUCGAUCGUUCCUUGAUAAGGAGUUGAAAUACCCGUAUAUGAAGGAAACUUCUACUAAGGAGUUAUGGAAGAAAUUGAAGGAGAAGUAUAUGACCAAAAGCGCAUAA